Molecule: messenger RNA, 870 nt
Organism: Mercurialis annua (annual mercury)
Lineage: Eukaryota; Viridiplantae; Streptophyta; Magnoliopsida; Malpighiales; Euphorbiaceae
Exons: 5
Coding region: 1-870 (289 amino acids)
Molecular function (GO): protein binding
Source: RefSeq, a predicted model, not a curated record
AUGGCAGGUCAAAGGAAGAUCAUAACUCAGGCAAAAACAACAAUUUUCAUCUUUUUUCUUCUUAUUAAUAUUGUUUCAUCAGAAAUAAAUUGGAAGCUAAGAAGCCUUCCACCUGCACAUUACAUCUUUAACAUUCAAAACUUCUCUUUGCUUUCCGAUGCGAAAGCCGAGUCCUUCCACUCUGCUGAAUUUGAAGUUGGCGGCUAUAAAUGGAAGUUGUCUGUGUAUCCCGGAGGAAACAAGAAAAAAAAUGGGGAUGGAUACGUAUCCUUAUAUCUAGUACUGUCCGAAUCCAACAAACUCACUUUUAAUCAAGAGGUUAACGUAUAUUUCAAGCUCUUCGUUUAUGAUCAUAUUCGCGGCAAUUACUGGAUUAUUCAAGGAAUUAAAAGAGAGUGGGGAUUCGACAAACUUGUUUCUGUCACUGAUUUUAAGAAUGAAUCCAAUGGAUACUUAACGGAUGACUGUUGCAUUUUUGGUGCUGAGAUUUUAGUUGUAGAAAAUGCUAAUAAAGGUGAGUGUUUGUCCAUGGUGAAGAAGCCUGCCAACAAUAAGUAUACAUGGACAAUUCACAGAUUUUCAGAAUUGAAUUCAUUAUAUAGUACUGAUUCCGAAAAGUUUGCCAUCGGUGACACUAAAUGGGGGCUACGGGUUUAUCCAAAAGGGGGUGAAGAAGAGGAAGGCAAAAGCUUAUCCAUUUACUUAUUGCUAAACGAUAAUGCAAGUUCCGAGCCUGGAAGAAAGUUGUAUGCGGAAUACCUGUUACGAGUACGAAACCAAUUUGAGGAAAAACAUCGUGAAGAGGAAGCUCAUGAUGAGUUCGAAUCCAAGAAUGGAUGGGGUUAUCCAGAUUUAAAUGUCUCUCAAUGA